This is a messenger RNA of Malassezia globosa CBS 7966, 1287 nucleotides long. RefSeq lists its product as uncharacterized. Gene Ontology annotation, cellular component: cell surface; extracellular region. The transcript has a single exon. NCBI's taxonomy places the organism in Eukaryota, Fungi, Basidiomycota, Malasseziomycetes, Malasseziales, Malasseziaceae. Gene Ontology annotation, molecular function: beta-glucosidase activity. Bases 1 to 1287 code for a protein of 428 amino acids. The record is from RefSeq and is a predicted model, not a curated record. Gene Ontology annotation, biological process: glucan catabolic process.
AUGAUUUAUCACCUAGUCCCUUGGGUGUUGGCUGCGGUGGCCGUGGCUGUGACUAUCGUCGAUGCUGAGCAAAUACGCAAGCCCGCUUCGGGCAUGAAGACGCUUAGGCGCAAGGAUGGCUUGCCGAGAUGGGACUGGACGUCGUCCGACAAGAAGGCUUACGGUACCAACUUGGGUGGACUGUUCCUUCUUGAGCGCUGGAUGUACGAGGACUGGAUGGUGCAACAGGGUGGUGAUGAUGCCUGGGACGAAUACACCAUGUCCAAGAACCUCGGUGGUAAGAUGAAGCCGAUUUUGAACGACCACUUUGAAAGCUGGUUCACGGAGGACCACAUGAACCAGCUUCAAGGUGCCGGUAUCAACAUGCUCCGUAUCCCUAUCGGCUACUGGCCAUUCCUCUCGACCGAGGAGACUGGUGAGCCAUACCAGAACGCAUCGCACCUCGAGAAGUUGUCGCAGAUCAUGAACUGGUCGCAGGACCGUGGCAUGUAUGUGUUGUUGGACAUUCAUGGUCUCCCAGGAAGCCAGAACAACGACCAAUCGAGUGGACGCAACUAUACGUCUAACAAUGACCAACAGAUCGUCGACUGGUACUCGGAUGAAAACCAGAAGCACUCUAGGAAGAUGGUUCACAAUAUACUCAACUGGCUCGACGCCCAGCCGUCCAAGUCGGUCGUUGCUGGUAUUACCACUGUGAACGAGCCGAAGGUGUUCGACAAUGGUGACUAUCACAACAAGUUGCGCGAAUUUUACGACUUUAGUUUGAAGGCUCUCAAGCCACAUGGCAUUGCACUUGUGGCCCACCAUGCCUUUGUGGCAGACCCUUACGACUACUGGCACGACUACGCCGACCGUCAGGAGCGUGGCACGUUCGUCUUCGAUGACCAUCCAUACCCUGCGUGGUUCCAAAACCCUGAGCCAACGAACCGCAAGGACCUUAUCCAGAACAUUUGCAACUUCCGCGACCAGAUGAGUGGAUUCCCUGCACCUGUGUUGUACGGUGAAUUCUCUGGUAUCACCGCCGUUGAUGACAAUGAUUGGGUCGGCCAUUAUGUCAAGACACAGCUUAAGGUGUACGGUUGGUCCGCGGGUUCUACCUUCCUCAACUUCCGCAUGAACUUUGCUUCCAAUCCUGUGCUUUCUCUGCCUGACCACCUGCAGUGGAAGUACUCGAUGUUGAAUCUUUUGGACGGUUUGAUUCCUUCGCGUGACCAGUCGAAGUCUGUGGUUGACUGGACUGACAGUUUGUCCUCGAGGUGUGGCGGCAACCCUCAUUUGAGCUGGUAA